AUGUCGCUACCCUACUGCCUUGCGUCGGCAUCCCGACGAAACGCACGGCUGGCGCUGUGCAAUCAAGCAGUCAGGCGGCCUCUCGGCGACAGGUGCGGCCCGAUUCUGGAAGCAAGGUGCGUUGCAUCAUCGAGUCGCAGCAGUGCACAGGUUCAGGACGAAGUCAAGCAGGAUCGAAGGGAGAUAUCGAAGCUGUCGCCCGAGGAAGACGAGCUUAAGCUCGGCAAGCGCGCACGCAAGGCCGUCCGCGCUCGUCAACGCAAGCACGAGGAACGCGUACUUCGCGAAGCCAGAAACACGGCCAGGGCCGAGAAGCGUGCAGAAAAAGCACGGACAGCGUCUGCCAUCGAUAACGAUGCCGGUACUUUCACCGUACCAAGAUCACCAAUACUGAAGGUCAGGCACAUGCUGCGCGACGAAGAAGCCUCUCCACACAGAUCACCGGCACAAGCGGAUGCAUCGCAGGAAUGGAGACAGCAGGCGAGGUCUGGUGACAUUUCGUCUCCAACGCAGGGCUGGAAUGGCACGCUCUUCAGCAGCCACAUCUCUGCGCUCCUCAGAGGAUUCGGCACGCUGCCAAACACCCCGCCCGUCCAAGCGGUCGCACUGACUGGUCAAGAUGCGCUGCCGCAACGCGAGGCCACUUCAACAAAAGCACGGAAUGAUGACGCGUCAGAGUCGACGUCCGCAGCUCCAAAGACAAGCCCGUCAAGCAUGACCAAGUCGGAGCGCAUGGAGUCGCAGGCGCGCGUCAUCUUCCGUGCCAUCCGCGAUGCGCGCGAGCGCGGCAUGAUCGACGAGGACGAGUCCUUCUUCUACCCGUACCCCGAGGGCGUACCGCCCAAAGACCAGCACGGCAAAGAUACGGUGUGGCUCAAUCUCGGCGCCGAUCCGGAAGCAUGGGGUCGCGAGAUUCCGACUGUCAAAGAUCGGUGGCUAGAGGUGCUCUCGCUCGGCCUGGCCAAGGAGAUCACCCCGCAAUCCGAGAUCAGACGUCCGAUGGGCACAGAAGAAGAGGCAGAUGCAGCCGAGCAACUUGCGUCGCAAGAUCCACUCGCCUUUGAGGAUCUUGUCGAGGACUACGACUUGGAAGAUCACGAGCGACUGGAGCAGCUCGGCGAUUCAAUCGUCAACAUGUCGUCGCGCCUGUUGGCGUAUCAGUCGUUCCCGGACGUCAACGAGGGCUCUUUGACGAGGCUGUCCAACUAUCCGACGCAGAACAACUUUCUCGCUCUGCUGUUCCAGGAGUGCGGCCUUGCAGCCAGGCGAGACGAGCUGCGAGACGAGCUGCGAGGGGCGCCGGAAGUCGAUGCCCAAGACGCCGGAGAUGGGCACCCCAACGACACGGCGGUCAAGAUGGCAGCAAAGGCGCUCGAGGGCGCGGAAGAGAAAGAGCAGCUGCCGUCACUGAUCAAGCGCGAUGCUGACAUGUUUGAAGCGUAUGCGGCCGCCGUGUUCCUCAGCCACGGUAACGACUUCAACGUGGUGCAUGCUUGGCUCAGUCAUCUCUUCCGGCCGUUCCAGGACCAGGCAUAUCGAUUCAUGGUGCAGCGCAGCGAAGCGCUGGCCAAGCUGCAGGCCGCACGUGCUGCCGAUGCAAAUGCUUCGUCCUCUUCGUCGUUUUCGUUCCUCAAUCGGGGCUCGUUGACGCCGUCUGCGACCAACAUCGCAGCCGAUGGGUUGGGGAUCAAAUCGGCCUCGGUCGAUCCGUCGUCGGUAUCUCUGACUGCGCUGUUCCCAGACUUUAUGCGUGCAGAGAAAUCGACGUCGCCCAUUCCGACGCAUGUGCUGCAGGGAGGCAGCGAGGCAUUCAUCACUGACGAAUUCCUCACGGUCGCAGCACGCGCGCGGAGGCAGCGGGAAGAACGUCUGCGCGAGGAGCUGCGGCUGCAGGACCAGCGCGAGCUGAUGAACAUGGGCUGGUUCCGCAAGGGCUUCCUCAACCUCAGCAAGGGCUUCCGGCAGUACGUGAUGGGCAAAGACGUGGUGCGCGAGGAGGAGCUGCGCAUGCGCGAGCGCAUCCACCAGCAGCGCGGGCUCAGCGAAAAGGACCGAGAGCGCCUGCGCGCGCGCGAACGCAGCAACGCCGGCAUCUCGAUCAAGAGCACGGGCAGCAAGACGCGCACAAAGAUCACUGGCAUUCAAGAACAUGCUCCGUUCAAGAAGGAGUGA
Moesziomyces aphidis is the source of this 2172-nucleotide messenger RNA. The record is from the annotation of a GenBank genome assembly. NCBI's taxonomy places the organism in Eukaryota, Fungi, Basidiomycota, Ustilaginomycetes, Ustilaginales, Ustilaginaceae.